Hibiscus syriacus is the source of this 1265-nucleotide messenger RNA. Its product is annotated as peroxidase 43-like. Gene Ontology annotation, cellular component: plasmodesma; plant-type cell wall. NCBI's taxonomy places the organism in Eukaryota, Viridiplantae, Streptophyta, Magnoliopsida, Malvales, Malvaceae. The transcript is spliced from 4 exons. The record is from RefSeq and is a predicted model, not a curated record. Gene Ontology annotation, biological process: hydrogen peroxide catabolic process; response to oxidative stress. The coding region runs from base 188 to 1162 and encodes 324 amino acids. Gene Ontology annotation, molecular function: heme binding; peroxidase activity.
CUCCAAGAACAAGCUGUCAGCAUUAUAACUGCUGAGCCCUCCACCGCUUACUUAAAUUCCUCAGCCUUUUCUUUGUAUUUUGACUCACUAUUAUACAUAUAUUCAUAUAUAUGUAUGUAUACUCGUCUUCCUCCUUGAAGAUAUUGUUUUUGUUGAUGAUUACUGUUAGUACUUAACAUAUUAAACAAUGGGUUUUGCGUUCUUAUUUCUACUGUUACUGUUAUCUGCAUUUUGCAUUGAGGUUUCUCAAGGCCAGCUCUCAGUGGGGUUCUAUGCCAACACAUGCCCAGAUGCCGAGUCCAUUGUCUCUAGCGUUGUUCGAAAUGCUGCCCGAUCGAGCUCCAACAUCCCUCCUGUCUUGCUCAGGCUCCAUUUCCAUGACUGCUUUGUUGAGGGCUGUGAUGGUUCAAUACUGACAGAAAACGGUCCAAAUGCUGAGAGACACGCGUUUAGUCACCAGGGAGUUGGGGGAUUUGAAGUGAUAGAGCAAGCCAAAGCUCAGCUCGAAGCUACAUGUCCAGGAGUUGUUUCCUGUGCUGAUAUAGUCGCCUUAGCAGCUCGAGAUGCUAUAGUAUUGGCAAAUGGACCAUUGUAUGAUGUGCCAACAGGACGUAGAGAUGGAAGGGUUUCGGAUGUUUCUCUGGCAGCUAAUAUGCCAGAUGUUAGCGACUCAAUCCAACAACUCAAGGAUAAGUUUCUUCAGAAAGGUCUCUCGGAGAAAGACCUUGUGCUUCUUAGCUCGGCACAUACAAUAGGGACGACAGCUUGUUUUUUCAUGACCAAAAGGCUUUACAACUUCUCCCCCGGUGGGGGUUCAGACCCUGCAAUAAACCCUGAUUUCUUGCCGGAGCUGAAAUCCAUCUGCCCCCAGAACGGAGACGUUAACUUGAGGUUGCCGAUGGAUCGAGGCAGCGAGGGAGCAUUCGAUAAACAGAUAUUGGACAACGUUAGAAAUGGCUUAGCGGUGUUGGAAUCCGAUGCCAGGCUAUACGACGAUGACAGCACCAGGAUGGUGGUGGACUCCUAUUUUGGAUUCCUCAAUCCAAUUUUUGGAUCAUCUUUUGAAGCAGAUUUCGUUGAAUCCAUUGUCAAGAUGGGACAAAUUGGGGUGAAAACAGGGUCUAAUGGAGAAAUCAGGCGUGUUUGUACAGCUUUCAAUUGAAUCAAAAUAUCAUUCAGCUCAUAGUUGUCUUUGUUUGAUAUGAUAUCAUAUGUAUCAUAUAACAGUCUAAACUAUCAAACCACAGUUUUUCCAUUUUUUUUAA